Molecule: messenger RNA, 1603 nt
Organism: Thalassophryne amazonica
Lineage: Eukaryota; Metazoa; Chordata; Actinopteri; Batrachoidiformes; Batrachoididae
Gene: ppp1r42
Product: protein phosphatase 1, regulatory subunit 42
Exons: 9
Coding region: 259-1032 (257 amino acids)
Molecular function (GO): protein binding
Source: RefSeq, a predicted model, not a curated record
AUCCGGUGCACAGUCAUUAGCAACAACAGCUUUUUUCGCUACGAAAGCGUCUUUGUUGGAUAACACCAAACCGUACGACUUAUUUUUUUUAUUCAGGUCAUAAUUUAUUACGUUGUUCCAGCCAGACUGCACUGGUUACUUCUACAUCCACUUCUCCAUCUUCAUCAGUCAGUCAUCCAAGCUCUAAAUUGCUGCUUCACAUUGAAUGGCUGAAGCAGAAGAGGAUCCUCUUUGAUGCUGCAUCUGUGAGGGGCCAUCAUGGUACAUCUGAAUGUAGAUCUGAUUGCUAAAUCUAAAGUGCACUUAAAAAAGAAAGGGGACUUCUCUUUCUCACAGUACCUCAAGAAACUCACCCACCUUAACUUUUCCAACAAGAAUAUCGAUUAUAUUGGUGACAUCUCCAUGUGUAGGAACCUCACUGUUCUCUACCUGUAUGACAACCAGAUCACAGGCAUAUGCAACCUUGGUUUUGCCUCCAGCCUCACACAUCUGUAUUUGCAGAGCAACAACAUCACUCAUAUCGAUAAUCUCUCCAGUCUGCAGAGGCUCUCCAAACUGUAUCUUGGUAGGAACAGCAUUGUGGUGGUAGAAGGUUUGGAGCAGCUGACUGAGCUUAAGGAGCUUCAUCUGGAGAAUCAGAACCUGGCACCAGGAGAAAAGCUGCUCUUUGAUCCACGAACACUUGUUUCUCUUGCUAAAUCUCUCUGUGUCCUCAACAUCAGUAACAACAGCAUUGAGGAAAUCGGGGACCUUGCUGUGCUGACGGCACUCCAGCAGUUUUCUGCAGCAGACAAUAAAUUACAAGAUGUGAAGGAGUUGGAGGACGUGUUCCAGUGUUGGCCUUGGCUGUGCGAAAUGGAUUUGCAAGGGAAUCCUGUGUGCCGAAAACCCAAAUACAGAGAUCGUCUGAUUAUGGCAUGCCGAAGCCUCGAGGACCUUGAUGGGAAGGAAAUUACUGCCUUGUCCAGACAGUUCCUCACUAACUGGAAAGCUUCAAAGGAGGCCAAGAAGAAAAAGGACAAACAGGUAUGAAAACUUAAAGAUUCUUCAGUUUUGUUGUCGUGGAGAUGGAGCUACCCUGAAGCCUUCACUUCUUCUCCACAAACAAAUCAGCUACAGCUCAGGACUGUCUAAUUUCUUUAGCUCCAUAACCACAACCGCAAUCUGUGAUCCUUUUGUGUCAGAACCAGCACGGCCUCAUCCCAAGGUAUCGCUGUGCCAGUGCUUCUGACACGUUGCCACUGUUGGCUUGUGGAAGAUAACCUACUCUUUGGUUGUUGUGUGCUGAUUUUCACCUCCCAUUAAGAGCCUGUUUUCCUUUUAACUAAACCUUCUGAAGUCAUUAUUUUGUUUUUUGUACUGUUUUUAAAAUCCUAAACAAUGUUUUGUUUUCACCUGUGUCUAUCUGUUGGCACAAUUAAAAAGAAUGUUAGGAACCAGUUUGCAUUAGUCAGCAGAAAAGUUAGGCUGUGGCUGGAAUAUGGUGAAUCCGGAAAGUUUUCACAGCGCUAUAGUUUUUCCUCAUAUUUUGUUAUAUUACAGCCUUAUUACAAAAUGGAUGAAAUUAAUUUUUUUCCUCAAAGGGUUUUAUUUUUUUUACAUU